AUGAACCAAAGCGAGAUCGAUAUGGCCGGACUCAACCUUUACGACGAGGAGGCCGUCGGACUUAUUCCUGACGAGCCGGCCAAGCCGCCUGCGGCCAUUGAGAAACUGAUUGAGGAAGCGAAGACUGCACUCACCGCGCAGGAACAGGGCGACAAGCGGUCGUUGAGCCUGGUAGUGAUCGGCCAUGUCGAUGCGGGCAAGUCGACCUUGAUGGGCCGGCUGUUAUACGAGCUAGGGCGUGUGGAUGAGAAGAAGCGCAUAGCGAAUGAGCGCGGAAGCAGCAAGAUGGGUAAAAGUAGUUUCAGCUGGGCCUGGGAGCUCGACGGCACCCAGGAGGAGCGCGAGCGAGGCAUCACCAUGGACAUUGCGCUGCAGACACUGGUCACGCCCCAUCGGGUGAUCACCAUCCUCGACGCUCCCGGACACAAGGAUUUCAUUCCGAACAUGAUUUCCGGCGCAUCCCAGGCGGACUCUGCCCUCAUGGUUGUGGACGCAGCGGUUGGGGAGUUCGAAGCUGGUUUUGAGCGCGGCGGUCAGACACGAGAGCAUCUGCUUCUCGUCCGGAGUCUUGGUGUCAGCCAAGUCAUCGUAGCCGUCAACAAGUUGGAUCAGGUCGAAUGGUCGAAAGCGCGUUACGAGGAAAUCUGUGAGCUUAUGCGGCCAUUCCUGCUGCAAUCGGGUUUCCACCCAAACAAGACCCGUUUCGUUCCUGUUGCGGCCAUGGAGGGUAUCAACCUCGCACAAGCUGCACCGAAGGGCUCUCCACUCAAUCAAUGGUACAAGGGUCCCACUCUUGUGAACCUACUCGACACCUUGGAUCCUCCGACUCGCGACAUCAAUGCCCCUUUGCGCUUCCCCAUUUCGAAUGUCUUCAAGGGACAGACAUCUGGCAUCUCCGUGUCGGGGCGUGUAUGCGGCGGUAUCAUCGUCGCCGGUGAACGCUUGCGGAUCGUCCCUGGGGACGAAUCAGCCACAGUCAGGGCUAUUGACAGUGACGGCGACGGUCUCCCUUGGGCUGGAGCAGGCUCAAACGUCAACUUGACCCUGACUGGGGUCGACCCUAUAUCGUUGAAUAUCGGAAGUGUGCUGUGUCGACCGAGCCAUGUCGUACCUCUGUCGUCGACGUUCACUGCCAGGAUUAUCGUGUUCGAUAUUCAAAUGCCCAUCACUGCUGGAGCCUCGGUGGAACUCUUCCACCACUCUCGAGACGUUCCAGCUUCCAUAUCGCGCUUGAUAUCCGUUUUGGACCGAGCAAAUGGAAGUAUAGUCAAGAACAAGCCGAGAGUUCUUACGAAGAACAUGUCGGCCGAGGUUGAGAUCACCCUGCGCGGCUCGACGUACUCCGGCCCAGCGUCGAGAGCCUUGCCAAUCCCUAUCGAGGCUUUCUCAGCCAACAAGGAGAUGGGCAGGAUUCUGGUCCGACGAGGUGGUGAGACGAUCGGAGCUGGUGUCGUGACGGAGCUGCUCGCGUGA
Molecule: messenger RNA, 1473 nt
Organism: Trametes versicolor FP-101664 SS1
Lineage: Eukaryota; Fungi; Basidiomycota; Agaricomycetes; Polyporales; Polyporaceae
Product: EF Tu GTP binding domain-containing protein
Exons: 9
Coding region: 1-1473 (490 amino acids)
Biological process (GO): translation
Molecular function (GO): GTP binding; GTPase activity
Source: RefSeq, a predicted model, not a curated record